GUUAACUUGAACGAGUCUCUCUAUGACCGAACACAUUUGCAAAUAUCUGACGCAAAUUCGAAAAUGAGGCAGGAACGUUGCAAGUGAUUUCUACCAGAGGAAAGCCCCGAGGUACGAAGAUCCCCCUGCAGAAUGAAAUAAAAUAGAAAAUGUCAGAACUUGAGGAAAGUCUGGCAGCGCCGGAUAGUACAACGAGAGAACAGCGUCUGGGUUUCUCUCAUGGAGACGACGUAUUGCUCCAGCAUAAGGAUGGAAAAUAUUACUUGGGCACUGUCGUGGAGGUGGAUUUGGCUAGAGAGAGAUGUCUUGUCAAAUUUAUGGACAAUACAUCCUCUUGGUCGUCGGUUAAAGAGCUGACAAAAUUAGCUAUGCCAGAUUCAGAUGUUAUGUGCGUUCUCUGUAAGAAAUCCGAGCCUAAGACCGAUAAUGACAUCGUUGUGUGUGAUAAAUGUGGACGUGGCUACCAUCAACUUUGUCAUCAGCCUCAAGUAUCAAAGGAAGAAACAAGAAGCGAUACGAAUUGGAUGUGUAAACGAUGUAUGGAUAAUCAGACGAGAAAUCGUGAAUCUGGAGAGAUUAAGAAAUGUAUGGUUAAAGUAAAUAUUAGGAAAGUUUGUAGCGGUAGAGAUCAACCUCAACCACCUCCGGAUGAUAUGACAAAAUUACCAUAUGACCCUGAUAUGUUGAGUUGGGACGUACACCAUCGAGUGAAUGCAGAACAAAUUUAUUGUUAUUGUGGUCUAAAUGGAGAAUGGUACACGCAAAUGUUGCAGUGUGCUCGUUGUAAACAAUGGUUCCAUGAAAAGUGUGUUAGUUGCUUAAGGUAUCCUCUCUACAGUGGAGAUAGAUUCUAUGUUUUUGUUUGUUCGACGUGCAAUUAUGGGAAAGAAUUCGUACGACGUUUGGAAUUGAAAUGGGUCGAUUUAGUGCACCUGAUGUUGUACAAUCUGACUGUUUACAAUGCAAAAAAGUAUUAUGAUUUAGAUACGGUUAUUAUACCUUAUGCCAAUGACAAUUGGAAUUCUUUGCAACUUCCACCACGUAUUCGAGAUGUCAGCGUUCAAGUACGACGAGAAUCAAUACUAGCUAUAUUAACAAAUAAUAGGAAUAGAUUCAAGUGCGGAAGAGAAAUUAAAAAACGUACCACAAUAUGGGGUCUUAGAGUUAGAUUACCACCGCCAUGUCCUAUCGUUAAUCUUCCAGCGUCUGGAAUAAUAGAUGAUUCAGUGUUACGUAGAUGCUGGGGUGCUAAUAAAAGACUACAAUAUUUAUCUCCGUCAGCAGGAUGUAUGCCAGAAAGUACAAAACAGUUAAGCGUACUGAAGGAAAGUUCACCAGAAAAUUUGGAGAUACCUGUUAAUCCGUCAGACGUGGUCAUGAGAGGAACAAUUUAUCAAAAUUCUGAAGCAGAACAGAGUUCGUGUCCAAGUCCAAGUCCUCCUUCUCAAUCCACGCAGUCUUUGAGAGAACGAUACAGUGGAGGUGGUUUUGUGAAAAAAACUUUCCCAUUUCCAAAGUUAAGUUUACAAAGAAGAAGAAGAUUAAUGGUAUUGGGUAGUUCUCGAGAAAGGAUGUUACGUAAACAUAAAAAAAGGGAGAAAGGUUGUGGAGAUGGUUCAUUAGGAAAAUCGCAAGGUGUUAGGGAGGCCAGAUAUAGAAAAGCUAGGAAGCUAUUAAAAAAUGCCAUUGCUAAGAGCAAAUCUAGAAAUUCGGAACAAUCGGAUUUACCACCAACACCGCCGACUUCUGUAUCUGGUCCGCCAACACCACCGGCUACCACUUCGGGUAUGUCGGAAUUAUCUGUACCCAGUUCAAUGGAAUUAAUGCACCCUCUGCCACCAUCGACACCAGCAGAUACAAGUGGCGAUGAAACAAGUUCAAGAGGAACAUUAGAUUCUUUCAUUCCACCACCAAAAGAUUUUGAAGGGAAAAACAAUCCCUUUCGAAAUCUCAGCGAUUUAUUGGGUACACCUUGCAGUCUUAAUCAGGCAAGCUCCAGUACACCUUUACCUUAUAAUCAAUGUCCCAUUACAUUGCCUCUUCCAUUGACACCCGUGAUAGCACAACCACCAGUAGUACGUCCAACAAAACGUCAAUUAUCAGAAAAAGACAUUAUCAUAGACAGAAAUGGACAAGUGAAACGAAAAAGACAACAUCGACGUGGUAGACCAUCUCAACAGCAACAACAACUUCAACAACAAUUUCAACAUACAGCUAGUAAAACCGCUACAAUUUUGCCAGCACGAUAUAACGAAGUUAAAAAUGAAUUUGUGAGAAAUUUAAGGAGUUCGUUCAAUGGUGCUUCAAGCAGUGCCAGUAGUCAAAUUGGAAAUUGUGUAGAUUAUGCCUUAAAUGGAAGAAGAUUACGACAACGACAAAGCAGUGAAAAAUUACCACCACCGGAUCCACAGCCACAAAAGAAGUGUAAUACAUCCUCCUCUCCUAAAUGUUCACCCAUGAAGCAAAGUACUCCUGACAUAUCUUUGGAUGAUCUUAAGUCAUCGGUGAAUAUUUACUUCGGAGCUGCCAACAGGAUAGCAGCAGGUGAGAAGUUUGUGAUCAAGGCGAAAAGGGUAGGACCUAAUGGUCAAACGCAGUAUCUCAUAGAAUGGGAAAGUCUUAACACUUAACGGUAAAAAUGUCAUUUACAUCAUGGUCAGGUAAUAAUGCUCGACCAAAUAAUAUUGAGUAGAGAACAACUGUUAUCUGACAAUCUGGAUACUUAGGAUGAGAAUAUCGUAACGAAUCGAUUUGUGUUACUCACUGCCAUUCGUUAAAUACAUUUAUCUAUAAUGAGUAUGUCUAUUAAUUGGUUCAUGAUGUUUGAUUGUUCUUAUAAGUAUAUAUUAUUAGAGUUUAGAUUUUUUAAGCAUACAAUAUAGAUUAAUGAAACUUAUCAUUUAGAAAGUUUACAGUUACUACAAUUGUCAAAAAGAAGAAAAAAAAAGAAAAGAAAAGAAACCAUCAUUGCUGGUCAAUGAAUUGAAGUUUUCUAGAAAUUUGAAAGUUGGGCCUAUCAUCUCUCUUGAUUUUCUUUUGCACAGCACUGAAAUAAUAAUAUUUGAUUCCACAAUAAAAUUAUACCGUCCAAAUUUAUUAUCCAAGCAAAUGUUAGGUCAUUAAAGUUGAAUAAAAACGUUUAAAAGAUUAUUACAUAAAAAUAAAUUGGAAGAUAUACCAAGAACUUAUAAGAAGAAUCAAAUAUGCAUAUACCAGUUAUAUCUUGUAAAUAAUGUAGUAUAGUAGUCUAACAUUAAAAAAUCAAUAAACGUGGGUCAUGUGAAAAGCAAAUGAAGUCACGUAGGCUCUGUCUUUUUUGGAGAGCAAAUUGAUUGUCUCUCAUCAAAAUUAUAGGGCAAAAACCAUAGUUAUGAUAAAGAUAAUCGUGAAUCGAUGCAGAUGGUUGUUCCUGUCAUUUGAGCUAUCGUAAUAGUACAUGUUAGUAGUGUGUAGUACAGAGUAAGAUGAAGCAGACAUACUGCGAAAGAUUAUUUUUUAAUACAAUCAUAAGACAUACGAUCUUCAAUUUCUGCAACUUUACCAUCUUUUAAGUCAUUGAUUCAUACAAAAUACACGAACACGAAAAGUCUAACAAAUUAUAUUGGUAUUUUACAAUAGUAAUAAUAUUACGAUAAAAUGAAUUUAUUUUUAUUACGCCGAACCUUCGAGACCGUAUUUGGAUAGUUUAAUUACGAUCAUAUAAAUGUCCAUUUCUAAUGAGAUAGAACUUAUAAUGACUUAAGAUGCUGAAGAUGCAGAAUAAAUUAUUGCUCCCUAUUAUGCAAAACUAAAAAAGAAAGCACAUGCUUGUUUCAUACCACGUGUAAGUAAAAGAACAAUUACAAUUAAUCUCCUCCUAGAUGUUCGAACAACCUAUUCUGCGGAAGUAUAAUAGACAAUUGACUAAUUUAUCUUCGUUGACUUUUCACACGAUAUAAAAUAAAACCGUAUAUAAGAUUCUUUAAGGUGCCGGAUGUUUCAUAAUUUGAUAUGUUUUAGAAUCCGUAUUGCACGGUGUCUGUGAUCUGAGCAAUGCUAAUCGGAUAAAGUAUCCGAUGAAAGCCAAUCAUAAAUAUUGGUAAUGACUUAAUUAUUAUGAGAUUAUAUCCUAAUUUAAAGAAAAAGGGUCACAUAUUUAACGUACAAUUUUGCAAGACAUCAUCAAUCGCUCAUACAAAUUUUAUGUAAGAAAAUUUUCACAAAUUUGGACUAUGUAUUUAUCUAAUCGCAGAUUUUUGUUUUUUAAUUUAAUUUAAUUUUUAUUAUAAAUAUGAUAUUUCUCAUAUUUAUGCAAGCAUUCCUAUUUUAUUAUGAUACGUAAUGUGGUAAAUAAUCUACAUAAAAAAAUAUUUAAACAAGUUGCAGUAGGGAUUUAUACUGUGAUGGAAUAUAUAAUUAAAACAGCCGAUAUGAAAAGAACAAGAAAACAAACAAACAAACGAACAAUUUAUUAACAAUAGUAUCAGAUUCUACAGAUACCAUCUUCGUCGUCAUCUUAAAAGCGAUUAACUUUAGACUGGUUUUACAACUUUACAAAAAGUUAUAUUAGACAUUGAAAGAAUCUUCAUACGCAAAUGUUUGCGAACGAUUUAUUAUCUCAAUCGCUUACAUCUAAAGAUUUCUUUUUACAUCUAAAUGUUUUCUUAAUGCGAUUGUGAAUUUAUUGUAUAGCAUUGGGAUUGCAAUUUUCUUUGCACUUUGGCCUACAUAGAGAGGCUCAUAAUUGUAUUAACAGAAAUGAUAUUGUUUAUUUCAAUAUGUCAGUGGUAUAUUUUUGAUCUGAUUUGAUUUGUCGAUUUUUCAAAAUUAUACCCUUCCCCCCACCCCCCACCCCCCACAAAUCCUUUUAUCAAUUUAUUAUACAAACCAAUGAAUUUCAACUAAAAUUAUCACUGACGUAUCGAAAUCUACAAGUAUUUUCUUUUUUUUUUUUCUUCUUUCCUUUUUUUUUCUUUUUUUAUUAGGAAAUGAUUUAAGU
This is a messenger RNA of Vespa velutina, 4978 nucleotides long. RefSeq lists its product as uncharacterized. Gene Ontology annotation, molecular function: DNA binding; chromatin binding. Lineage: Eukaryota; Metazoa; Arthropoda; Insecta; Hymenoptera; Vespidae. The record is from RefSeq and is a predicted model, not a curated record. The transcript has 11 exons. Gene Ontology annotation, cellular component: nucleus. Gene Ontology annotation, biological process: regulation of DNA-templated transcription; chromatin organization. The coding region runs from base 150 to 2630 and encodes 826 amino acids.